This is a messenger RNA of Drosophila elegans, 2036 nucleotides long. RefSeq lists its product as uncharacterized. Gene Ontology annotation, cellular component: membrane. Gene Ontology annotation, molecular function: oxidoreductase activity, acting on the CH-CH group of donors. The record is from RefSeq and is a predicted model, not a curated record. Gene Ontology annotation, biological process: lipid metabolic process. The transcript is spliced from 6 exons. Lineage: Eukaryota; Metazoa; Arthropoda; Insecta; Diptera; Drosophilidae.
CGUCUGUUGCGUCGGUCGCUCGAGUCCUUUCCGCUCGCAAGAAAACACGCGGCAUUUGUUUUCGCCUCGUACUAGAUGCUGUCUGCAGUCGGACACAACAAAAGCAAAAGCGGUGGCAAUAAAAAAAGCCACAGCGGCAGCGAGGAGCGAAAUUAAGCGGAGGCGCAGGAAGAAAACAAAAAAAAUAAAACGGGCGACCCCAAAUAAACAAUCAUCACAUAAAUACGUAAUCAACAAGCGGCCCCAAAAAAAAGAGACGCUUUGGCUGGCAGCCAAAUCGGCAAACCACCCACCGCCUACUACCCACCACUCACCACCCAGCCACCCACCGCAGCAUGUAAAGCUCGGGGGGCGGGGGGAGUGGCACAGACACUUUGCGAGAAGGCGGAGCAAAAGUGGGAGUGAAGCGAUGUGAGGGCAAAACAGUUUGUAAUAUUAAAGAACAGACGCGAGGAGGACGAGCACCUGUUGCUGAACCGGCCAAAAAGGACUUUACCGAAGUGCACUGGACGGGGUGAGAAAGUGGCGGGGAAAUUUCUGGUGAAAGGUGAAAGCCGUACACUGCAACAAUGGCCGUUAAUGUACUGGACUACGAUCACUUCGCCAUCAGCGCCAUCGUGGUGGGCAGCCUGCAGCUGUUCUUCUUUUUGGUCAACUCCAUGCUCCACAUGGACAAGCUGACGGACUUUGCCGGCGGUGUCAACUUCAUCAUCAUCUCCCUGCUGACCUUCUUCCUCGGCCAAAUCGAUCGCCCUUCGAAGGCCUACGACAGUCGCCAGCUGAUGGUCACGCUCUUUGUUUGCCUGUGGGGCGCCCGGCUCUCCGGAUAUUUACUAUAUCGCAUUAUAAAGUUGGGCCGCGACAAGCAGUUCGAGGAUACCCGGAGCAACAUCAUCCGCUACGCGGUCUUCUGGACGUUCCAGGCCGUGUGGGUUUACAUAGUGUCACUGCCUGUAAUAAUCAUAAACUCGCCGCGCCACUCGCAGCCGCAUGCCCCAAAGACGAUGACCACACUGGACUCCACGGGUACGGGUAUGUUCAUCGUGGGCUUGCUGGCGGAGACCUAUGCGGACCUGCAGAAGUUCUCGUUCCGCCAGGAUCCGGCCAAUCAGGGCAAGUUCUGCAAUGAUGGCCUGUGGAGCGUGUCACGGCAUCCCAACUAUUUUGGCGAAGUGGUCAUCUGGUGGGGCAUUUUUGCCAUAUCCCUGAAUGUGAUCAGCGGCCAUGAGUGGGUGGCGAUUGCCUCACCCAUUUUCACCACGAUGAUCAUUCUCUUUUUGUCGGGAAUUCCCUUGCGGGAACGAAGUGCCGAUGAAAAGUACAAAGACCAGCUGGAGUACCGGAAGUACAAGGCCUCGACCUCGCCGCUGAUCCCAGUGCCGCCUGCCGUCUACGUGGAGGUGCCCAGUGCCCUCAAGUUCAUCCUGUGCUGCGAGUUCCCCAUCUACGACUCGAUGCGGAUCCAGAAGGACCUCAGUCCGUACUCGCUGUCGAUAGCGCGCUCGCACUCGCACAUCUAGCAGUCAGUGGCCCACUCCGGCAGUGCGACGGCUGGCGUGGGUCAACUGACCGCCCACUCGACGGGCCAUGGUCAGGGGCAGGGUCAUGGCCAGGGUCACUCGGUGGCCCACUCCCUGCACCGGGGCCAGUGCUACGGGGCCAAUGGCGGCGAUGCCGAGAGCCACCACAACUGCGGCGGUAGCUGCCGCAACGUGCACGUCAAGUCGAAUCCGUACCAGUGCGAGUCGGGCUACGGCCACUAUCCGGUGUGCCACACGGACGACGACACGGACGACGGGAUCAUCUACAUGGACCGCACCCACUUCUACCACGAGCAGGACGGCCACCAGGCGAAGGCGGCCGGCGCCAAGUGCAGCUACCUGGCGGAGGAGGAGCUGGCCUCCGACUACGACGAGGAUGUGCCGGCCAUCGACCUGAGCAAGGCCACCAGCGUGGAGACCUUCGCCACCCGGGUGCAGUCGGAGCAGGUCGUGAAUGCCGAUGGGUUGCCCGUGACAGUGACCACGAUUUUGUGA